ACCUCCUCAUCCCGCCGCGUCGGCAGCAUGGGGGCCGGCAGCAUGAGGGCCGGCAGCGUGUACGGCGGAGCCGGAGGGUCUGGAGUCCGUGUCUCCCAGGCCAACUUGUCAUUCUCCGCUGGCAGGCCCUUUAACCUGGCAGACGGCGUGGACGCGUCCGCCAACGAGAAGGGCACCAUGCAGAACCUCAACGACCGCCUGGCCACAUACCUGGACAAGGUGCGCAGCCUGGAGAAGGCCAACGGAGACCUGGAGCUGAAGAUCAGACUUUUCCUGGAGAGCAAGAGCAGACCUGAGGCCCACGACUGCUCCGCCUUCAGGGGCCCCAUCACAGAGCAGCAGGAACAGAUAAACUUCGCUGCUCGUGGAAACGCCGCCCUGGUCCUCGCCAUCGAUAACGCCCAGCUGGCCACCGAGGACUUCAAAAUGAAGUAUGAGAACGAGCUGGCCAUGCGGCAGUCUGUGGAGGCUGACAUCACCGGGCUGAGGAAGGUCCUGGAUGGGCUGACCCUGAGCCGCGCUGACCUGGAGAUGCAGAUCGAGGCUCUGAAGGACGACCUGAUCAUGAUGAAGAGGACCCACGAGGAGGACCUGCUGGUUCAGCGGGCCCAGAUUGGAGGUCAGGUGAACGUGGAGGUGGACGCCGCUCCUCAGGAGGACCUGUCCGCUGUCAUCGCCCAAAUCAGAGAACACUACGAGACCGUGGCCUCCAAGAACCGCAAAGACCUGGAGUCCUGGUUCCAGACCAAGACAGCCGAGCUGAACCAAGGUGUGUCUGUGACCACUGAGACGCUGCAUACCACCAAGUCUGAGAUCGGAGAGGUCAGACGAUUAGAGCAGAGUCUGGAGAUCAAGCUGCAGGCGCAGAUCAGCAAGAAAGGAGCAGUGGAGAUGUCUCUGGCUGAGACCCAGAGCCGCUACUCCAUCAUGCUGGAAGGUUACCAGAGGCAGGUGGAGGCUCUGGAGGAUCAGCUGGGCCAGCUGAGGGGCGAUCUGGAGAGGCAGGGACAGCAGUACCAGAUGCUGCUGGACAUCAAGACCAGACUGGAGCUGGAGAUCGCCGAGUACAGGAGGCUGCUGGACGGAGAGAGUCCUGCCACCACAACAAAGACCAUCAAGACCACCAGGGUGGUGACCAUCACGCAGGAAGUGGACGAAUUUGGAAAUGUGAUCAACAGCAGUUAG
Molecule: messenger RNA, 1185 nt
Organism: Eleginops maclovinus (Patagonian blennie)
Lineage: Eukaryota; Metazoa; Chordata; Actinopteri; Perciformes; Eleginopidae
Product: keratin, type I cytoskeletal 13-like
Exons: 7
Coding region: 28-1185 (385 amino acids)
Cellular component (GO): cytoskeleton
Molecular function (GO): structural molecule activity
Source: RefSeq, a predicted model, not a curated record